Molecule: messenger RNA, 1215 nt
Organism: Beta vulgaris subsp. vulgaris (sugar beet)
Lineage: Eukaryota; Viridiplantae; Streptophyta; Magnoliopsida; Caryophyllales; Amaranthaceae
Exons: 1
Coding region: 1-1215 (404 amino acids)
Molecular function (GO): nucleic acid binding; RNA-DNA hybrid ribonuclease activity
Source: RefSeq, a predicted model, not a curated record
AUGGCGGCCCUCACUCGAUUCAUUUCUAAAUCAGCAGACAAGGCUCUGCCCUUCUUUGCAUUGUUAAGGGGAAAUAGAAAGUUCGAGUGGGGAGAGGAGCAAAGCAAGGCAUUCCUAGCCAUGAAAGAGCACUUAAAAAGCCUGCCCACCAUCACAAGGCCAGAAACUGGGGAUGUAUUGCAGCUAUAUGUCUCGGCCUCGCCGAAAACGGUCGCGGGUGUCUUAUUGGUAGAAAAGGAAAAAAGGCAACAACCUAUAUAUUUCAUUAGCCACAUUCUUAACGGUCCUGAGAGCCGUUACCAGUUGGUGGAAAAAAUGGCUUUGGCCGUAAUUAUCGCUGCCAGGAAGCUCAGACUGUAUUUCGACUGCCAUCCUAUCCAAGUCCUUACAAAUCAACCACUAGAUAAGGCUCUGCAGAGGAUGGAUAGCUCAGGCCGCUUACUGAAAUGGGCCUUCGAGCUUUCUGAGUAUGAUAUACUGUACAAGCCCAAGACCGCCAUCAAGGCACAGACCCUGGCAGACUUUGUUGUAGAAGCUUCAUAUGAAGAAGAUGAGACAGAGCAAAAGGAGAGUUGGCUGCUAGAGGUAGACGGAUCCGCCGCUGUUAGCGGAUUCGGGGCAGGAAUAGUAGUGACUAGCCCGGAAGGGAACAUCUACCAGUACGCCAUCAAGUUUGCAUUCUCAGCAUCGAACAAUGAAGCAGAAUAUGAGGCCACAAUCGUCGGUUUAAGAAUGUGUCUGGCAGCAGGCACAAAGAAUGUACUCUUUAAAACGGAUUCAAAGUUGGUCAAUGGUCAGUUAAAGGGAGAAUUUGAAGUCAGAGAGGCCAACAUGGUGAAAUACGUGGAAAAGGCGAAAGAGCUGAUAGCCCAGCUAAAUCACUUUGAAGUACAAGCGAUACCACGAGCUGAGAACACAAAAGCGGACGCCCUGUCUAAGCUAGCCAGUUCUAACUCAUUCAGCGUAGAAAGAACGGUUACAAUAGACAUACAGAAAGAGAAGAGUAUCACGGAGUAUGUAAUGAUCGUCAAUAGCGUAAACCAGCUGGGGGAAUGGUUCAGUGAGCUAGUGGCAUAUAAGCUGACAGGGGCACUUACUAACGAUCCCUCGUCCGCUAAAAAUUUGAGACGACAAGCGAGUUGGUACAUCAUAUACCACGACGAGUUGUACAAGAAAUCAUUCAGUUUACCUGUGCUUAAAUGUGCAACGGUCUAG